Molecule: messenger RNA, 654 nt
Organism: Choloepus didactylus (southern two-toed sloth)
Lineage: Eukaryota; Metazoa; Chordata; Mammalia; Pilosa; Megalonychidae
Product: protein FAM71C-like
Exons: 1
Coding region: 1-654 (217 amino acids)
Cellular component (GO): nucleus
Source: RefSeq, a predicted model, not a curated record
AUGAGCAACGAAUCUGCGUUACCAUACUACACGGCCCAAAGCAGCCGUGCAGUGAGCAUGUUUAAUACCACCAUGGGGAAGCUGCAGCGGCAACUGUACAAGGGAGAGUAUACCGUAUUCAAGUACGCGCCCAUGUUUGAGAGUGACUUCAUCCAGGUCAACAAAAGAGGAGAACUGAUUGAUGUGCACAACCGUGUGCGGGUGAUGACUGUGGGCAUCGCAUCCACCAGCCCCUGCCUCCCGCUGCCUGAUGUCAUGCUGCUGGCCCGACCAGCUGUCCUCAGUAAAGAGGGUGCCAGGCACGGCCACAACCCCCCGAGGGGAGGCCACAAGCCUACAAAGACCUUAGAGCUAACCAGACUGCUUCCCUUGAAGUUUGUAAAGAUAUCCAUCCAUGACCAUCAAAAACAGCAGCUCCACCUGAAGCUUGCCAACGGUGGCUCUUUUUACCUUCAGCUGUGUCACUCGGCAGAUGCAAGAGAUCUGUUCACUUAUUGGGAAAAAAUCGUUUGCCUCCUGAGAUCACCAGUGGAUUACAACUGUACCCAGGCCAAACUACCUGGGAAGACAGUGGGCAAAAGUGGGCAAUUUGAGGCAGAGGAAAAGAACACGUUAGAUAUUUCAAAAACUGGGGAGAAGCCAAUCUACAACUAG